AUGGCGAAUGUGGCUCUCAUCGGAUCCACCGGCAUGGUGGGAUCCCACAUCCUCUCCAGCCUCCUCUCCAAUCCGGCCGUCAGUCGUGUCGACACCAUCUCACGUCGCACCCCUAACGUCGCCGGCGAAGCUCCACAAAGCAAGCUCACCACCUUCGUCUCCGGCGACACCGCCACCUGGGGCGCACAGCUCCAGGCCCUCACCCCGACGCCAGGAAUCUUUAUCUCCUCGUUCGCGACAACCCGCGGCGCUGCAGGCGGCUUCGACAACCAGUACAAGAUUGAGCAUGGACUGAACGUUGAGCUGGCGCGCGUCGCUAAGGAAGCCGGUACUAAGGUCUACGUCUUGAUCUCUGCUUCCGGCGCAAACAAGGCUUCCCACAUUCCAUACUCGCGCAUGAAGGGCGAGAUCGAAGAGGACAUCAAGGCGCUCGGCUUUGAACGCACGGUCAUCCUUCGCCCUGGUUUGAUCACUGGAACUCGCGAGGAGAGUCGGCCUCUGGAGGCUGGUAUCCGCUUCAUCGCUGGUUGGGCUGGCAAGCUGCACUCCGGUCUUAAGAAUGGUUGGGCGCAGGACGCGGAUGUUAUCGCCAAGGCGGCGGUUAACGCGGGCCUGAAGGCGUUGGAAGGCGAUGUUCCUAGCGGCAAGGAGAAGGUGUGGAGUAUUGAUGGUUCGGAGAUCAUUGCCCUCGCGAAGUAA
Messenger RNA from Penicillium waksmanii, 699 nucleotides. RefSeq lists its product as uncharacterized. The record is from RefSeq and is a predicted model, not a curated record. Gene Ontology annotation, biological process: import into nucleus. NCBI's taxonomy places the organism in Eukaryota, Fungi, Ascomycota, Eurotiomycetes, Eurotiales, Aspergillaceae. Gene Ontology annotation, cellular component: cytoplasm. The transcript is spliced from 2 exons. Bases 1 to 699 code for a protein of 232 amino acids.